Molecule: messenger RNA, 210 nt
Organism: Penicillium nucicola
Lineage: Eukaryota; Fungi; Ascomycota; Eurotiomycetes; Eurotiales; Aspergillaceae
Exons: 2
Coding region: 1-210 (69 amino acids)
Source: RefSeq, a predicted model, not a curated record
AUGUCGGUCACUUUUGCUGCACUGUACUCUGCGCCAGUGCCGCGAAGCGCUGGGCUACUAGAGAGUGGAACAUGGCCUGAUGGAGAAAGUGUAAAGAGUGUCAAGGUUGGUCUAUCGGAUGUUGAGGUCGUGGUUCUAUGUACAACCCGGAUUCCUCCUCGAGCCCAACAUCAAAGCGAACAGAAGCAGAAGCAGAAGCAGAAGCAAUAG